Colias croceus (clouded yellow) is the source of this 976-nucleotide messenger RNA. Its product is annotated as probable ribosome production factor 1. The record is from RefSeq and is a predicted model, not a curated record. Gene Ontology annotation, biological process: maturation of LSU-rRNA; maturation of 5.8S rRNA. Bases 114 to 956 code for a protein of 280 amino acids. Lineage: Eukaryota; Metazoa; Arthropoda; Insecta; Lepidoptera; Pieridae. Gene Ontology annotation, cellular component: preribosome, large subunit precursor; nucleolus. The transcript has 6 exons. Gene Ontology annotation, molecular function: rRNA primary transcript binding.
UUUUUAGAUUUUGUUGUAACUUGAAAACAACAUAAAAAAUACCCACAAAACUUAUUGAAUACUUUUAAUACUUUAAAGUUCAUAAGAACUACCAGUUAGUAUUUUAUAUCAAAAUGGCGCGCGGUAAGGAAAAGAAAAAACGCAAGUUGGAGAAGAAGCAAGAAGGUGACGAUGUACCCAAGAAAGUGCCGCAUACUCUGGAAUCCUUACGAGAGAAAGAUGAAACUAUGCUUGCAAAUGUUGAGGCAGAUGAGCAGGAAGAGGCACAAAAAGACAUGGAGCUUGAUGAACUGUCUUCAUACUUUGAAAAUUCAUACGAACCUAAAGUGCUAAUUACAUAUUCGGACAACCCUCACACAAAAACUAGGAUAUUUGGAAAAGAAUUAAUGAGGAUAAUACCUAACUCUAUAGCUAGGUAUAGGCAGAGAUCGUCAGUAAAACGUAUAUGCCAAUCAGCAAUCCGUGAGCAAGUGACAGAUGUGAUCAUAGUUAAUGAGAAUCAGAAGCAGCCCAACGGCUUCCUGCUCAUACACCUUCCCAACGGACCAACCGCACACUUUAGACUCUCAAGCUGCAAGAUCACACCAGAGUUGAGGAAGGAUUAUAAAGAGAUUACUAAUCAUCGGCCUGAGGUGAUACUGAACAACUUCAGCACGCGUCUCGGUCUCACAGUGGGUCGAAUGCUCGGCGCGCUGUUCCACUACGAGCCCCAAUUUCGUGGCCGCAGAGCUGUCACCUUCCACAAUCAACGGGAUUAUAUAUUCUUUAGGCAUCAUAGAUACGAGUUCACAUCAGACGGCAAGCGGGCGAAGCUCCGGGAACUAGGACCAAGGUUCACACUCAAACUGAUCUCGCUGCAACAAGGCACGUUUGACUCCAAACGAGGCGACUACGAGUGGAUCAUAGCGGGACGACGACAUCAACUCGAAACUUCGAGACGAAAGUUCUUUUUGUAGAAAUAUAUCAUUUGAUUUUA